AUGUCAUACGCAAGUACAUUGAUUCGUGAAGCGGUUGAGAUUUAUAGAGGUGAGUCCGAUGCUCCCACUCUAUUGAUCUCUAAUCCCGAUUUACGACUUGAGCAAAUCCUGAAACAAUUGACUGUAACAGUUAAUGAUUUGAAGGAUAUAUCUCACAACUUUUACUCGGAGCUUAUGCACGGUUUGAAUGCUCAUAGACGGCACAGGAAUUUAUGGCUCCCAAAUGAGUGUUCUUUUAAGAUGCUUGAUUCAUUUAUUCCUAAUGUUCCAACGGGAAAUGAGAAGGGGUCUUAUUAUGCUCUUGAUUUUGGUGGAUCGAAUUUUAGGGCCGUUCGUAUAUCAAUCGAUGGAAGUGGAAAGAUGCAUCGUAACCAGUCUACUUUUAGUUUGCGCUAUUCAAGUGCUCUUGGCCCAAAAGGUUUACUUGAUCAGAAAGCUACUGCAACUGAACUUUUUGAUCAUUUUGCUACGAAGAUCGGUCAAGUUAUUAGGGAGUCGGGAGACGAUCCAGAACCAAGUGUACCUUACAAUGUUGGUUUUACAUUUUCAUUCCCAUGUACUAUGCUUUCACACUCCAAUGCCAUCUUAUUGGAUUGGACUAAGGAUUUUGAAACUGGUAGAGCUACGAAUGAUCAAGUUGAAGGGAAAGAUGUAGGAAUAUUAAUGGAUGAAGCAUUUGUACGUAAUAAAAUAAAUGCUAAGGUAUCCAUAAUUUUAAAUGAUACCGUCGGUACUCUUUUGUGUUGCGCUUACCAGAAACCAAAAGAUUAUCCCCCCUGUAAAAUAGGCGUUAUUCUUGGAACCGGAUUCAACAUCUGUUACGAGGAAGAUGAAUAUGAUCGGUUCGGUUACGUCGGAAGGGUCAUCAACAUCGAAUGUGGUAAUUUUGACAAGGAAUUGCCAUUUACUCCCGUUGACUACGAAAUCGACUAUUAUACAUCAAACAGAGGCCGUGGUAAACUCGAGAAACUUGUUUCUGGAGCAUAUCUCGGUGAAAUCAUAAGGAGGUAUAUGAUCCUCUAUCUAAGGGAGAAGGCUCCCCCGAAGCUAUGGGAAGUUGGUACCUUCAGUUCUGAGGAUGCCAGUUUAAUAUUAAACGAUGAAACUGACGACUUAAUUGUGACGAAAGAAGUAGCUCUUAAAUCAUGGGAAGUCGAAUUUCCCAUCGAGUCCUUGAUAGGACUUAGGAAAAUAUCAGAGGCAGUAUUCACAAGAUCUGCUGGAUUUGCAGCAGCUUCUAUUUGUGCUACCGCUAGAAAAGCUAAGGCAUACGUAACAUCCAAAGCUAGUGUAGCAGUAGACGGUUCUCUGUACAUUAAAAAUGAAUGGUACAGAAACAAAUUACAGUACUAUAUUGACACUGUGACAAGGCCUGAUCUUAAGGGUAAUGUAGUUUUAUUGCCUUCAGACGAUGGUUCAGGGAAAGGCGCCGCCAUCGCUGCAGCAAUGUUCAAUCAAAUGUAA
This is a messenger RNA of Theileria orientalis strain Shintoku, 1464 nucleotides long. Its product is annotated as hexokinase 1. Gene Ontology annotation, molecular function: fructokinase activity; glucokinase activity; ATP binding. The record is from RefSeq and is a predicted model, not a curated record. Gene Ontology annotation, cellular component: mitochondrion; cytosol. Gene Ontology annotation, biological process: glycolytic process; glucose 6-phosphate metabolic process; intracellular glucose homeostasis. Bases 1 to 1464 code for a protein of 487 amino acids. The transcript has a single exon. Lineage: Eukaryota; Apicomplexa; Aconoidasida; Piroplasmida; Theileriidae.